AUGCCCAACCCAAACAGCCACCCACCAUCCGGCCUCCCCUCCUCUCUUCCGCCUCCCCCACUGCCGGCAUCCGCCCCCGUGCCCCGCGCCCGCGCACAAGCCUCACGCAAACGCGCCGCGGCCAAUGACGACGCGGCCUACCACGCCGCCGCGGGCACGAAGCGCGGCGCCGCCGAACGUGCAGAGGGAGACCGCGAGCGGACGAAGCGCAAACGCGUCGAAGCCGCCGCCGCCGCCGCAGCCGCGAACGCGCACGUCCCAGAGCGGGACGAGAGGACCAGUCUGGUCGACUUCACCGCGCUGCCCACAGACGCGCUGCACCGGUACCUAGCGCUAUUCGACCUCAUCCCCGACCUGGACCCGUCCCCAUGGGGCGUCGAGGACCCCGGUCCCCCCAGUGCGUUGCUGAAGCCAAAGAGCCAUGUGCCCGGGCACGGGCACGCCCUCCGGCGCACGUCGACGGCAAGCCCGGGUCCGGUCGGCGUUGGCACGUCGGCAAACGCGAACGGGCGAUCACGACGCGACCCCGGGCGGCGGCGGAGUGCGCGACUGGUCGACGAGGAGCGGGUGCCCGCGCCACCGCCGGUGUACGGAGACAUUGGGGACGUGGACGGAAUGUUGGCGACGAUCGCGGAGCGGCACUUCCGGGACGUGCAGGUGAAGGAGGUGGACACGCUGGCGGAGUUCAUGUUCAAGGUCAAGACGAUUGGGCGGGUGAGGGACAUCUGA
This is a messenger RNA of Epithele typhae, 729 nucleotides long. RefSeq lists its product as uncharacterized. The record is from RefSeq and is a predicted model, not a curated record. The coding region runs from base 1 to 729 and encodes 242 amino acids. Gene Ontology annotation, molecular function: protein binding. Lineage: Eukaryota; Fungi; Basidiomycota; Agaricomycetes; Polyporales; Epitheliaceae. The transcript is spliced from 2 exons.